Penaeus monodon (black tiger shrimp) is the source of this 1647-nucleotide messenger RNA. RefSeq names its product visual system homeobox 2-like. Gene Ontology annotation, biological process: regulation of transcription by RNA polymerase II. NCBI's taxonomy places the organism in Eukaryota, Metazoa, Arthropoda, Malacostraca, Decapoda, Penaeidae. Bases 1 to 1101 code for a protein of 366 amino acids. The record is from RefSeq and is a predicted model, not a curated record. Gene Ontology annotation, molecular function: sequence-specific double-stranded DNA binding; DNA-binding transcription factor activity, RNA polymerase II-specific. Gene Ontology annotation, cellular component: nucleus. The transcript is spliced from 6 exons.
AUGAUGGACCGUGGCACCGUGCAUGUGUCGGCGCCCUCCCUGCACGCCCACGCCCACAUGACGGCCCUGACGGCGCCCUCGCUGCCCCAGCGCUCGCCCUUCGCGAUCCAGGAGCUGCUGGGCCUCGGCUCACAGUCGGACUCCCCGCCCGCGCCGCCCGCGUCCUCGUCCUUCGGCGCCGGGGGCUCCCUGGGGGCGGCGCCCCACCUGCUCUACUCCCGCCACGCCGCCCUCGCCGCCCACCAGCAGCACUCCCUGUUCCCCGACUCCCGCCAUGUGUGGAUGAAUCACGCCCUGCUGCCCGGCAUGGGCAUGGGCGGCCUGGGGGCGCCUGUCACGCCCGUCACCGUCAGCAGCGGGAUGCCCUCCAUGCUGGGGCUCAGACACGACGCCCACGCGCCCCCGCCCGACGCCCACAGUCCAGGCUUGGAUUCCUCAGACUCUAUGAGCAAACCCUAUGACGGACAAAACAUCAGUCUCGGGAAGAAGAAAAAGAAGAAACGAAGACAUAGCCGGACCAUCUUCACCUCAUUCCAGCUGGAGGAGCUGGAGAAGGCGUUCAAGGAGUCGCACUACCCGGACGUCUACGCGAGAGAGAUGCUGUCCCUCAAGACCGACCUUCCCGAGGACCGGAUACAGGUGUGGUUCCAGAACCGGCGGGCGAAGUGGCGGAAGACGGAGAAGACGUGGGGCAAGAGCACCAUCAUGGCGGAGUACGGCCUCUACGGCGCCAUGGUCAGGCACUCGCUCCCGCUGCCGGAGACCAUCGUCAAGUCGGUGGACGCGGGAGAGGAGUGCCCCGCGCCCUGGCUGCUAGGUAUGCACCGAAAGAGCUUGGAGGCCGCUCAGCAGCUGCAAGAGUCAGAGGCCGACGGAACGACCUACAACCCCACACGCCCUGAGCCCACCACCAGCCUGCACGCGGCGCCCUCGGCCUCCCAGCCCACCCCCGCCCCUCUCUCCGAUGACCUGCGCUCCUCCAGCAUUGCGGUCCUCCGGCAGAAGGCGCAGGAGCACGCCGCCAGGAUGAGCCUCAACAACAACAUGGCGGGGCUGCACCACCCGGAGCCGCUCCACCACCACCACCUCGGCCACUUCUGAUCCCGCACGCCCACAGGGCCGCCCACGCCCGACGCAACGCCGCCGCCAGGAGCACCCACACCCCCUUCGCCACCUUCGGGAACCUCAAUGACACUACGAACGCCUUCAGGAAACCCCGCGGACGCCGGCUCCGAGACCGACGCAGCGAGUCUCCGGCCGCACCAACGCUAACUUCAGAACACCUGCGCGAAGAGAACAGACGAGACCGCGGAGGACCGCCGUUGCCCCGAGGCACGCUUUGGGACUCCUUUCGGAAAUCCUCACGAGGCAGAAGUGUCUGUCCCUCUCGUCGUGAACACUGAUCCCAUAAUCAAGGACCAUUGGCUUGAGCUCAAACUAGCCAUUUGUACAGGAAAGGAAAAACAAUAGGAAUUUAUGCUUGGCAUACUUAAAGCAUUGCUACCAUUCUGAGCCACACAGUUUUAAAACGGAUGCAGAUAGCAAAAUUAUGCUAACUGUAGUGCCAGCUAAAAGUCCCUAGCGGUAACAAAACAAGGAUGUUUGUUUAAUUUUUUUCUCAUCGAUUAUUAUUUACAUAUUACCAUU